Harmonia axyridis is the source of this 4961-nucleotide messenger RNA. RefSeq lists its product as uncharacterized. NCBI's taxonomy places the organism in Eukaryota, Metazoa, Arthropoda, Insecta, Coleoptera, Coccinellidae. The coding region runs from base 255 to 4331 and encodes 1358 amino acids. The transcript has 5 exons. The record is from RefSeq and is a predicted model, not a curated record.
UAAUUUGAUAGCAUUUUGACAGCAUUUUGACAGUUCAAUUAUUUAUCGACAUCGACUCGACUUUUUUGCAUCUCAAUUCUCAAUUUACAAUACUUUGUUAUAUUAAAUUAAUGUAGAAGUGAUUCAAUGAAAAAUGGAGAAUUUAUAUAGAAAAUAAUUCAACGGUUGGAAGAAAGGAUUUGAUAAUAAUUGUAGAGAAAUGUUCAUAUAGAUGUAAUUAUUGAGGUUAAUUUCAGACUGAAAGAAAUUACAAAAUGGAAGAUGAAAACUCCUCAUCUUUCUGUAAAGAUUGUCAAAUGAUGUGCAGUAAUUUGAAUAGUUUUAAAAAGCACGUAAGAAAACGCCAUCCAACUAAAUUCUAUCAACUCUUUCCCCUAAAAAGUGAUUCAUCUCCAAAAUAUACUUGUGAUGAUUGUAAACAGACAUUUACUUCAAACCGUUCUCUUAGUACACAUAAAAAAUCAUUUCAUUCAGAAUUUCAAAAGAAUAGAGAAACACAGGAAAAAAAUUGUUCUAGACGAAGUAGAAUAGAGGAUGAAGGUAUAGAAUGUAGUGAUUGUGAAAUAGAAUUCAAUGACUUAAUUACAUUUAAAAAUCAUAUGAGGGAUCACAGAGAUAAUAAAAUCACUAAACUUAAAAAAGAGAUAAAAGAAUACACAAUUGAUGAAUCAAAUACCAGAGUGAAUAAAAGGAAAAGAAAAAGUUCACUUGCCAAACUAGUUAAAUCAGAAGAAGUGAGUUUCAUUCCUGAUGUUCAUCCACUAGAAAAUAAUGAAACCCCAAUUCGAAAAAGUACUCGGAUAAGGAAACACAUCUCUUAUGCCAGUCUUAUAAAGUCAAGUUCUGAAUCUGAAGAAGAACCCUUAGCUUCUAAAAUCAGUAAUAAAUGGAAGAAGUCUUCUAAAAACCAUAAUUGUAAAGAUGAUGAUGUAGAAAAUUUUGCUCAGAAUAAUUUGAUAAAAAUUCACUUGAAGUUGAGAAAAAAGGUUAAACCAAAAAAAACUUGGAAAAAUUUUAAUUUGCUUGAGAAGAAACAUUCAUGUGGAGAUUGUUCAACUACUUAUAAUAGUUUGAGCUGUUUGAGAAAGCAUAUACGAAAGUAUCAUCCAACAAAAUGGGCCGAAUUAGCUCCUACCUUAUAUAAAAGACUGAAGAACUCUGAAAACUCUUUCAAUUGUGCUGAUUGCAAAACUGUCUAUAGCAAUAUAAUUGGCUUAAGAAAGCAUAUCAGGAAAUAUCACUCUUCAAAAUUCAAUGAAUUAGCUUCCAAAUUAUACAAGAAGACACCUAAAAAUUCUGAGAAAAAAUUUUCUUGUCCAGAAUGUGAGAUCAAGUAUUGUGUCAAGGCAAGCUUAAGAAAACACAUACAAAAAGAACAUUCCAAAAAUAUGUCUGAACUUAUAUCUAAAAUAUGUGAGAAAGAAUCUGGUAACAUCAAAAGAGAUAUUUCUUGUACAGAGUGUAAUAUGAAAUACAGCAAUAUGAGUGCAUUAAGAAAACACACAAGAAAGCACCACCCAAAUAAGCUGCUAGAGCUUGGCCCAAAACUAUAUACAUUUAAAAGGAAUUUAGCUAAAAAUAUUCUAAUGAAGACUCAUAAUUCUUUCAAAGAUGGAGGUACUCACAAUUUGCUUGAUGGUGAAUUAGUAGAUAUGUAUAAGUACAUGUGCAAUGUCUGUUCGAGUAGUUAUAGUAAUAUAAGUAAUCUGAGGAAACAUUUGAGAAAAUUUCAUCCAGAAAUAUUGUCUGAUGUCGCUCCUCUUUUGAAGGAUUAUACUAGUUUCAAGUAUCUUUGCGAUUUAUGUCCAAAAAAAUUUAAUUGUAUCAGAAAUUUCAAGUACCAUCAAAGAAAAUGCCAUCCUGAUUUUGCCCAACCCUUGAAACAAACUCAAAAGCAUAUUAAAAUCAAUAAAUGUCCAUUAUGUACUUUUGAAAAUACUGAACGAAAGAAGCUGUUGGAUCAUUUUAAGAACGAGCAUGACAUCGAAGUUUCUAUGAGUCCAGUAGAUGUAAAGAAUCUAGAAGAGUUUUCUAAGUGGAAGGAUUCAUUUGAAAAAGAGACAAAUACACGCUUUGUUAAAGAAUAUCAUUUUUCAUGUUUGUCUCAUGAUGUUGUUAGUUAUAUUUGUCAUCGAUCUGGCUAUUAUAAUCCUAAAGGAAAAGGAUUGAGACAUAUGAAGGCUCAGGGAAGUAGCAAGAUUAAUGGAUAUUGUCCUGCAGCAAUAAAAUUAAAAAAGAUCAAAGAUGGCUCAGUAAAAGUAACAUUCUGUGGCACUCAUAUUGGGCAUACAACAGACGUCAGUCAUUUACAUUUAACUCCUGCUGAACGGCAAAUAAUAGCUGAAAAAAUAGCAUUGAACAUUCCAUUCCCAGAUAUACUUGAGAGCAUGAGAAAUACUGUCUCAGAAUCAGAUUUCAAGCGUAUCCAUAUGCUUUCUAAGAAAGAUUUGUAUAACAUCAAGAGUAGUUUCCAUCUUACUUCUCCAAUUGCAAAAACAUUGAAACCCCCAUCAGAAAAUGUUACUUUUGAAAUAUGGAUUGAAGACAUGAAAAAGAACGGUGAUUGCAUCAUGUUUCAUAAGCCUCAAGGUCAUUUUAUGGAAGAACAUCCUAAUUUGAAAUCUGAAGAUUUUGUUCUCAUGAUUAUGAAUCAAAACCAGAGAGAAAAAUUGAAAAAAUUUGGACAUGAUACCAUUUGCCUAGACAGAUCUUUCGAUAUCAACAGCCAUCAUUUCGAACUUGUUUCUCUUUUAGUGCUGAAUGAAAUGGGGGAGGGUUAUCCCUGUGCAUUUUUGUUCUCAAACAGACUAGAUUUGGAGAUUAUGACACUGUUUUUCCAUAUUAUAAAAACGACUGUUGGAAGUAUUGAUACUAAAAUAUUUAUGUCUGAUAUGGUUGAUUAUUUCUACACUGCUUGGAUUACGAUUAUGUCGAAUGUUCAAUUAAGAUAUUAUUGUACAUGGCAAAUAGAGCAUGCCUGGAGGAAAAAACUGAUUAUUAUUAAAUCGAAAGAGAAGCAGGAAACUGUUAUCAAUCAGUUAAAAGCAAUACUACAAGAGAGAGAUAUAACCACAUUCAAAUUAAUGUUAGAAAGCAUUGUCAAUCAAUUGAAUACCGAAUCUUACGCAUGGCAUUUCUCGAGUUAUUUACAAGAUAGUUGUUUACAAAGGGAGGAGCUAUGGUCUAGUGCAGAUGGUGUUUUCAUCGAUUUAAAAACGCAUCCCCAUUUCGAAAGAAUGCAUAAAACAUUGAACCAUCUUUUUAUGAACGGAAAGAAUGCGAAGCAUUUUGGCAAAGCACUGGGAGAUAUAAUGAGGUUCAUGAGGGAAAAACUGUUCGACAGAAAUAUAUUAAUCAAUAGAGGAAAAAUUAAUAAUAAAAUGAAAAUAGCUAUUUUCCGGCAUAAACUAAGUUUACACUCGGAAACUGAUAGCAUUGUGACAACAGAUGAGGGAUGGCAGAUACCUUCAACUGAAACGUCCGAAGUUUACACCAUCAAGGAAAUGCCUGUAGUCUGCAGAUGCGAAUUUAUCUGUCCCGAAUGCAAAUGCUGCAUCCAUAGAUAUUUAUGUAGCUGUAUUGAUUCAUUCGUGAAAUGGAAUAUGUGCAAACACAUCCACCUUCUUUGCCGCUAUUUGAAUAACUGUGUUAAUAAUAAAAUUCAAAAUGACACUGACAUAAAACCACAACAGAAUUAUACCAAAGAUCAAGCUCAACAGAUACUGUUCGUUAAGGGACCUCAGAUGGAAUUUGUAAAGCAUCAACCACAAGUUGAAUAUAUAAAGCAACCUUUACAAAUUGAAUAUGUUGAACAGUCUCAACAAGUAGAAUUCAUAAAACAAGCUACUGUUGAACAGGUUGAAUUCAUAAAACAGGCUCAACAAGUAGAUUUUGUUAAGCAAUCUACCCAAAUGGAUAACAUACAAGUGCAUCAUAUUCAAAUGGAGAACCAAGUAGGUCAAGGGAAUCAAGUUGAAAGCACCUACAUAUAUUGUAACGAAACCAACCAGAGAGAAAUGGAUGCCAUCUUGGCUGAAGUGAACAUUUGCAAUUUAGAAACUGUUCAAGUCACCCAAAUACCAACUAGCUGUACUAUACAAAUACCUACAUCUUGUACAGUGGUUCCACAAGUAGCACAGAUAACUACAGACUCUUUUGGUGCAGUUGUUGAUACGAAAGAAUCUUUGAAAAUGAAAUUUUUAAAAUUACUGGAGGAAGCAUCAUCGCCAUCGGAAUUGGAAGUGGUGCAAAAAAUGUUAGCAUCUAUCACUCCAACACUGGAAGUCAUCAAAGGGACUACUUCAAACCAUCAGGUUCUAUUUCCAUUAUAGAAGAACUAACAUAGUUUUAAAUGGGAAACAAUAAAUGAAAAUUUUUGGAACUUUUACGCUAUAUUUAUCCCGUUAAGUGAAUGCUUAGUGUGAAUGAAUAAGUUUUCUGAUUGUUAUUUCUGUAUUAGAGGAAAGUGGAUAUUUUUUUGUUCAAAUAUUGUAAAUUUUUAAUUUAAUUUUGAAUGCAAUUCUGUGAACUUAUUGUCCUAAGAUAUUUUUAUCAUAAUUAUCUUGAUUUCUGAAUGCAGCAGAGUCCUACACCCUUAAAUUUGGACAAAACUUUUUACUGAAGUAUUUCAUUUUCACGUUUUCAGUUGCUUGUGAUUUUCUGAUGAAAGAGAAAAAUACAAAUGGAUCUCACAUUUGAAAUAAUUUAUUUAUAUGAAAUUCCAAUUCCUUGGAUAUAAUCUUUAUUGAAAUCAAUUCACAUAUAUCCUUCCUAAUUUAUAUUUUAUUUAUAUUUAAUUUGAAUUAUGUUGAGUGGGGACUCGGAAGAUGUUGAAUCCUGAUUUAAACAUUAGAAUAAUUAUCCAUAAUUUUUUAUUUUAUUUAUAUAUACUUUUAUUUAAUUAUAUAUAAUAACUUGUAAGAAUAAUUAUAUUUCAUUGUUAUAUCAAUAUGUUUGUCAUU